Messenger RNA from Ananas comosus (pineapple), 3619 nucleotides. Its product is annotated as trihelix transcription factor GTL1-like. The transcript has 3 exons. NCBI's taxonomy places the organism in Eukaryota, Viridiplantae, Streptophyta, Magnoliopsida, Poales, Bromeliaceae. The coding region runs from base 631 to 2997 and encodes 788 amino acids. The record is from RefSeq and is a predicted model, not a curated record.
CCACACGCACACUCGCUCUCUCUCUCUGUUUCAUGUAUCUAUCUACAUCUUCAUCUUCAUCUUCAUCAUCUUCUUCUUCAACUUUCUCUCUCUAGACCUGCAACUCGAUCCCUCUCCUUCAUCCUAUAAAAUUAUAUCGACCGUAAUAUUAUAACGGGGGGAGAUAUAUAUAAAUUGUGUUCGGAAUUUUUAAGCCCCCCCUUUUUCCGCCCCCGCACCCACUUCCCUUUCUCUCUCUCUCCUCUCUCUUUUUGCGCUCUUUCCAGUUGUCCAUGCUCCCAUCUUUUUCACCCCUUCUUGUACAGAUUUCCUUUUCCAAUUUCCGAUUCCUCCAAUCCCCACCCAAUCCCUUCUCUCUCUCUCUUUCUCUCUCUCCCCACCCGCUCUCAGUAAGAGGAGAGAGAGAGAGAGAGAGAGAGAGAGAGAGGAAGGAGCGAACGAAUUGAGCUGAUUCUGAAACAAUUUAGCUGAGCAGCAGCAGCAGCAGCAGCAGCAGUAAUAAUACAUAAGCGGUGGUGGUGGUGGCUGCAGUGGUAAUAAUUAGAGAUAGAGGAGGAGGAGGAGGAGGAGGAGAAGCAGGAGCAGCAGCAGCAGCAGCAAAACAAAAGAAAGGAGAAUUAUUUGGGAGACAUGCAGCAGCAAGGAGGGUCCCCAUACGGGGUUCCUCCGCCGGAAAUGGCCCCAUUCCCGUCCCCGACAGCGCCCGGCCCGGGCCCCCGGCCCCACAUCCUCGGAAUUCCCCCCGCCGCCGAUCAGCAGAUGCCGGAAGCCGCAUCGCCGAUCAGCAGCCGGCCGCCGCCGCCAGCCGCCGCCGGAGCUCCGAGGUCGGCGGGGGGCGGGUUCGAGGAGCUCGUCUCCGGGGCCGGCGGCGGAGGAUUCCCCGACGACGAGGCCCUCGCGGGCGCCUCGGACGAGGCCGAGCGCGGCGGCGCCGGCAACCGGUGGCCGAAGCAGGAGACGCUGGCGCUGAUCAAGAUACGGUCGGAGAUGGACGCCGCCUUCCGCGAGGCCACUCUCAAGGGCCCUCUCUGGGAAGAGGUCUCCAGGAAGCUCGGGGAGUUGGGGUACAGGAGGAGCGCGAAGAAAUGUAAGGAGAAGUUCGAGAACGUGCACAAGUACUACAAGCGCACCAAGGAGAACCGCGCCGGGCGGCAGGACGGCAAGAGCUACCGCUUCUUCAGCCAGCUGGAGGCCCUCGGCGCCUCCAGCUCGUCCGGCAGCCCUGCCCCGACCACAAUUGGGUUCGCCGCCGGCGCUGCCGCCAUGGCCGGCCCGUCAGCGGCCCAGAUCCAGCCUGCUCAUAUCUCGGCCGCUGCGCCGCCGCCGCCCAUCGUCACUCCGGUUCGUGCCGCGACGGAACUCGGGCACGGCGGCACAAUUCAAGGGAUAUCCGGAUCCACCACCCCCACGACCCCCGCCGCAGCCCCCGUCGGCGGGAUCAGCUUCUCGACCAAUUCGUCGUCGUCGGAGUCUGACGAUACGUUGGAGGACGAGGAGACGGAGGAGACGGGCGGGCAGCCUCAUGAGCAUGGUAGUAAGCGCAAAAGGAAAGGAGGGUCCGGUGGCGGCGGCGGCGGCGGGAGCAGGAAGAUGAUGGCGUUCUUCGAUGGGCUGAUGAAGCAGAUGGUGGAGCGGCAGGAGGCAUUGCAGCAGCGGUUCCUGGAGACGAUCGAGAAGCAGGAGCAGGACCGGAUGAUCCGCGAGGAGGCGUGGCGGCGGCAGGAGAUGGCGCGGCUCACUCGCGAGCAGGAGCUCAUGGCGCAGGAGCGCGCCAUGGCCGCCUCCCGCGACGCUGCCGUCCUCUCCUUUAUUCAGAAGAUCAGCGGCCAGACCAUCCAGCUGCCCACAGUCCCCGCCACCCCAAUUUCCGCAGCCCCCGCGCCCGCGCCCGCGCCCGCGCCCAUGCCGCAGCCGCAACGACAAACCCGGCAGUCGCCGCCGCCGCCGCCGCCGCCACAACCAGUACCACCACAGCCGCAAACGCAACCACAACGAGAAUUUCGGCAGAAGCAGCAAAGCACGGAAAUUGUGCUUCACCAAGCCUCUACCUCGUCUCACGAGCUCGUCCCGGUCCCCGACCCUCAAGAGUUGGCUCCAGGGGGCGCGGGCUUUGAGACCGUAUCGUCGUCGCGGUGGCCGAAGGCGGAGGUGCACGCGCUGAUAAAUCUGCGGAGCGGGCUCGACAUAAAGUACCAGGAGGCCGGGCCGAAGGGCCCGCUGUGGGAAGAGAUCUCGGGGGAGAUGAAGAAAUUGGGGUACAACAGGAGCUCCAAGCGGUGCAAGGAGAAGUGGGAGAACAUCAACAAGUACUUCAAGAAGGUGAAGGAGAGCAACAAGAAGCGCCCCGAGGACUCCAAGACCUGCCCUUACUUCCACCAGCUCGACGCACUCUAUCGCCGGAAGCAACAAGGCAUCGGCGGCGGCGGUGGCAGCAGCAGUAGCGGACACCGGUCGGGAGACCAAGAAGCGUAUUCGCAUUCCAAUCCGCAAGGACAAGGUAACGUUCUCUCUAUAAUGCCGCCGCCGCCGCCGCCGCCGCCGCCGCCAUCCUCGCAACCGCCUCCCUUAGAAGCUGAAAUUAAAACUGACGGCGGCAAAAAGAAUGGCGGGAGCUCCGAUGGCAAUGGUGGGGGCUCGGGGGGCCUACAAAUACAGACGAGCAACGGCGGACUAACCCCGACCUUAUUCGAAGAAGGCCCCACGAAGAAGCCAGAAGACAUUGUGAAGGAGUUGAUGGAGCGGCGAGAUGCGGCUGACGACUGCGACGAGGCCGACGACAGCUUCAACAUGGACGGCCAGGACGACGACGAGGACGACGACGAGGAGGAGGACGAUGACGACGAGGAGGGCUCGAAGAUGCGGUACGAGAUACAGUUCCAGAGGCCGAGCAACGUGAGCGGCGGAGGCGGCGGCAACUCGUCAACUGCUGCCGCCGCCGCCACCAACACCACCACCACCACCACCACCACAGGUUCCUUCUUGGCCAUGGUUCAGUAGAGUUCCAUUCUUCUUUCACCAUUCAUUAGUGAUCCAAUUCCGCUCCCUCUCUCUCUCUCUCGGUGCACCAUAUGUGUAUUUUACUCCUCACCCAACACCCAUCCACGUUACCCAAAUACUUUUGUGUUUCCUCACACUCCUCCUCCUCCUCGGUCUUCUUCUUCCUCCCACGCGUGCGUCCUCGCCACAAAUCAUCAUCACCAUUAAUUCUCUUCUUGUUCAUCCCGUCGAAAUCCUCCCACUUCUUCAUUCAUUCAGUGGCGUCGCAUAGAAGUUUUGUGGGGUGAUGGUGAUAUAUUUAUUAGUGUUCCUUAGGUUUUCAAUCCACUCGUUUCGUUCUAUUUAUUGAUUUGUUGUGGGAAUAAACUGUCCUCUUCGGCUAACGGAGGGGAUGCGAUGCGGAUCCAAAAGUCAUCAUGGCCCGAUCUGGUUAAUAAGCUCGCGCAAUUAAUUAAUUUGAAAAUAUUAAAAAAGAAAAAAGUUGGUGUAUAUUGGGAUCGGAGGAAACAGAGAAUUAGAGGAAACAACAACUAUAUAUGGAGGAGGCUCUUCGUUCGUGUGAAUUGUACAUCAUCUACAACAAAUGAAGCUUUAUUUCUCUGUACGUAGAUCUAUGUCUCUA